UUGAAGCGGUGUAAUCUUUGUUGAAUUGUUUCCUUAUUACUUUAUUUAUCGUAAGAUCUUGUGAAAGGAAACAAUACAGUAGUAAUAAUGUAUUAAUAUAACUUAAGUAAGACAUAAGGUUCAGUAUAUGCUUGCUAUAAAACAUACAAUUGUAUAGAUGUACGAGUUUAUUACACUUGGAAACUAAUAAACUACCAAAAUGUGGGAUAGUUCAACAUUUUUAAGUGCACUCACCCCUAAAUUCUAUGUUGCACUUACCGGCACAUCGUCUCUCAUUUCUGGACUUAUUCUAAUCUUCGAGUGGUGGUAUUUUCGGAAAUAUGGAACUUCAUUUAUUGAACAGAUGUCACUAGCACACCUAGGCCCGUGGCUGGGUGGGGCGGGUGGGGCGAGGGGCGGGGGCGGGGGCGGGGCUGAGGACGAGGGGGGUUCGGGUGGGGGCGGGUUUGCGGGCGGGGGCGGGGGCGGGGGCGAGUGCAAGGUGUGGCACAACCCGAUGGCGCUUCUGCGCGGGGCGGAGUACUCGCGGCUGUGGAAGACGGCGCGCCGCGCGCCGCUCACCUACUACGACAUGAAUCUCACAGCGCAGGAGCAUCAAGCCUGGUUCGGUCGGUGCGGGGGCGCGGAGCAGGCGGCGGAGGCGCACAUGGCGCGCGCGUGGCGCUCGCGGUCGCCGAGCACGCGGGUGGCGGAGGCGCGCGCGGCGCUGGCGGAGCGCGCGGACUGCGCGGCCGCACUGCUGCUGCUGGCGGAGGAGGACGCGCCGACGGUGCUCGAGGCGGAGCGCGUGCUGCGGCGGGCGUGGCGCGCGGGCGAGGCGGCGUGGCGCGCGCACUGCGGGGCCGGGGCCGGGGCCGGGGCAGGGGCGGGGGCAGGGGCAGGGGCCGGGGCAGGGGCCGGGGCGCGCGCACGUCGCUGCGCCGCGGUGCUCGCGCACGUGAAGCGGCGCGCGGCGAUGUGCGCGCGGCGACUGGGGCGGCUGCGGGACGCGGCGCGCAUGUUCCGGGAGCUGGCGCGCGAGGCGCCGCCCGCGCUGGCGCCGCUCGCCACGCACGAGAACCUCAUCGAGGUGCUGCUCGAGCAGCGCGCCUACGCCGACGUCCAGGCGCUGGUGGCGAGGUACGAGGAGUGCGCGACGUCGCGGUCUGCGGUGACGGUGUACACGGCGGCGUUGCUGCGCGCGCGCACCGCCGCCUGCGCCGCGCCGCCCGCGCGCACCGCCGCUGACCUCGCCGCGCUCGAGGCGAUGAGCCGCGCGGUGGAGUUCAACCCGCACGUGCCGGCGUACCUGCUGGAGCAGCGCGCGCUGUGUCUGCCGCCCGAGCACGUGGUGCGGCGCGGGGACAGCGAGGCGCUCGCCUACGCCUUCUGGCAUCUGCGUCACUGGCGCGGGGUGGAGGGCGCGCUGCGGCUGCUGGCGCACGCGGCGCAGGCGGGCGCGGCUCGCGGCGGUCGCUGCGUCGCCUGCAACGCCUGCGGCGAC
Papilio machaon (common yellow swallowtail) is the source of this 1483-nucleotide messenger RNA. RefSeq names its product protein ST7 homolog. The record is from RefSeq and is a predicted model, not a curated record. Lineage: Eukaryota; Metazoa; Arthropoda; Insecta; Lepidoptera; Papilionidae. The transcript has 6 exons. The annotation marks the transcript as partial.